AUGUUCAGAAACAAAUAUUCCCUACUCCCUGUUCCCUACUCCCUGUUCCCCACUCCCUGUUCCCCACUCCCUGUUCCCCACUCCCUGUUCCCCACUCCCUGUUCCCCACGCCCUGUUCCCCACUCCCUGUUCCCCACUCCCUGUUCCCCACGCCCUGUUCCCCACGCCCUGUUCCCCACGCCCUGUUCCCCACGCCCUGUUCCCCACUCCCUGUUCCCCACGCCCUGUUCCCCACGCCCUGUUCCCCACGCCCUGUUCCCCACUCCCUGUUCCCCACUCCCUGUUCCCUACUCCCUGUUCCCCACUCCCAGUUCCCCACGCCCUGUUCCCCACGCCCUGUUCCCCACGCCCUGUUCCCCACUCCCUGUUCCCCACUCCCUGUUCCCCACUCCCUGUUCCCCACGCCCUGUUCCCUACGCCCUGUUCCCCACUCCCUGUUCCCCACUCCCUGUUCCCUACUCCCUGUUCCCUACUCCCUGUUCCCCACUCCCUGUUCCCCACUCCCUGUUCCCUACUCCCUGUUCCCUACACACUAGACGCAGGAAUCUUCGCUCCACGUUCACGCCGAUGAACAGAGAAAUGAAUAACUCGUCCAUGAGCUCUCCUCUGAGCUUUUAA
Messenger RNA from Pangasianodon hypophthalmus (striped catfish), 618 nucleotides. RefSeq lists its product as uncharacterized. The transcript is spliced from 2 exons. The record is from RefSeq and is a predicted model, not a curated record. NCBI's taxonomy places the organism in Eukaryota, Metazoa, Chordata, Actinopteri, Siluriformes, Pangasiidae. The coding region runs from base 1 to 618 and encodes 205 amino acids.